UUUUCCAACCUAUGCGGCACUGUCUAUACAGCAGGCAACCUGAUAUUUACGCCAGACGGCAACUCGAUCUUGAGUCCCGUCGGCAACCGUGUUUCGGUAUUUGAUCUAGUCAACAACAAGUCCUUGACUUUACCGGUCGAAAUGCGAAAAGAUAUUAAACUCAUGGCACUCUCACCAAACGCUACACUACUGGUUACGAUCGAUAAAGAUGGUCGAGCAUUGUUGAUCAACCUUCCACGACGAGUUUUGAUCGCCCACUUUAACUUCAAAGCACCUGUCAAAGCAAUCCAAUUCAGUCCUGACGGCAAAUGGAUUGCCGCCAGCCACGAAAAAUACGUCGAAAUUUGGAAAGCACCAGGCUUCAACCGGGAAUUUGCUCCCUUUGUGAAGCACAAGACCAUCGGCGGCCACUAUGACGAUAUUCUCAACAUAUCGUGGAGCCCGGACUCAAAAUACUUUUUAACGUCGUCGAGUGACAUGACAGUACGCCUUUAUCGUAUGGAUGCUUCAAAAGACUACGUUCCACAAACAUUGGCAGGCCAUCGUAAUUCGGUACUCGGUGCAUGGUUUUCCGAUGAUAUGCAAAAUAUAUAUACCAUUAGUAAAGACGGUGCUCUUUUCCACUGGCAAUACCGAACGAGAGCAGCUGCACGCGAUUCUGACGACGAGGACGAAAUGGAUGUUGAUGAUGGCGAAGCUAACCGUGUCGACAAAGCCCAAUGGCGGAUAUCAGGAAAACAUUAUUUCAACCAAAACAAUAUCAAAGUCAAGUCAUGCGCCUUCUUUGCACCCAGCAACUUACUUGUCGUCGGCUUUUCCAAUGGUGUCUUUGGCCUAUAUGAGGUGCCAAGCUUUGUAAACAUCCAUACAUUAAGUAUUUCUCAACAUAAAAUCGACACCGUUACUAUCAACCGUACUGGUGAAUGGCUUGCUUUUGGCUCAUCAACACUGGGUCAGUUGCUGGUGUGGGAAUGGCAAUCCGAGACCUAUGUAUUAAAGCAGCAAGGCCAUUAUUACAACAUGACGUCGCUAUCAUACUCUGCGGAUGGACAGACACUUGCAACAGGUGGUGAAGACGGUAAAGUCAAGGUGUGGAACACAACGUCGGGCUUUUGCUUUGUCACAUUCAGCGACCACAAGAGCAAUGUGAUGGCUGUCGAGUUUGCAAAGCAGGGCAAGGUUUUGUUUUCCGCCAGUAUGGAUGGAACUGUACGUGCAUUCGAUCUGGUACGCUAUCGAAACUUCCGAACGUUCACGAGUCCCAACCCUGUACAGUUCUCCUCACUGGUGGUGGAUCCUAGUGGUGAAGUCGUGUGCGCAGGAACGACCGACACGUUCGAGAUUUACGUAUGGAAUGUGCAAACGGGCAAGCUGCUGGAUAUCCUGGCUGGUCACACUGGACCUGUUAGCUCAUUAACGUUUUCUCCUGUGGGCAUGCUUUUGGUCAGCGGCAGUUGGGAUUACACAGCACGCACAUGGGAUA
Messenger RNA from Zychaea mexicana, 1483 nucleotides. Its product is annotated as WD40-repeat-containing domain protein. The transcript is spliced from 6 exons. Gene Ontology annotation, biological process: maturation of SSU-rRNA from tricistronic rRNA transcript (SSU-rRNA, 5.8S rRNA, LSU-rRNA); ribosomal small subunit assembly. Lineage: Eukaryota; Fungi; Mucoromycota; Mucoromycetes; Mucorales; Lichtheimiaceae. The annotation marks the transcript as partial. Gene Ontology annotation, cellular component: Pwp2p-containing subcomplex of 90S preribosome; small-subunit processome. Gene Ontology annotation, molecular function: protein binding. The record is from RefSeq and is a predicted model, not a curated record.